AUGGGUGACGUUAACAGAGAGGGCCCAGACAGUACCAGCCAGUGGGCAUCAAACAGCGAGCAGAAUCAGACACCCAGUACCAGCCAGUGGGCAUCAAACAGCGAGCAGAAUCAGACACCCAGUACCAGCCAGUGGGCAUCAAACAGCGAGCAGAAUCAGACACCCAGUACCAGCCAGUGGGCAUCAAACAGCGAGCAGAAUCAGACACCCAGUACCAGCCAGUGGGCAUCAAACAGCGAGCAGAAUCAGACACCCAGUACCAGCCAGUGGGCAUCAAACAGCGAGCAGAAUCAGACACCCAGUACCAGCCAGUGGGCAUCAAACAGCGAGCAGAAUCAGACACCCAGUACCAGCCAGUGGGCAUCAAACAGCGAGCAGAAUCAGACACCCAGUACCAGCCAGUGGGCAUCAAACAGCGAGCAGGAUCAGACACCCAGUACCAGCCAGUGGGCAUCAAACAGCGAGCAGAAUCAGACACCCAGUACCAGCCAGUGGGCAUCAAACAGCGAGCAGAAUCAGACACCCAGUACCAGCCAGUGGGCAUCAAACAGCGAGCAGGAUCAGACACCCAGUACCAGCCAGUGGGCAUCAAACAGCGAGCAGAAUCAGACACCCAGUACCAGCCAGUGGGCAUCAAACAGCGAGCAGGAUCAGACACCCAGUACCAGCCAGUGGGCAUCAAACAGCGAGCAGAAUCAGACACCCAGUGCUGCCAGUGGACAACGCACCUCUUGUGGGAAGAGAGGAUUAAAAUUUCAGAUCAGAUUUCCUGCAUCAAAACUGGAAAGAGAGAAAAUAAGUCAGCUUUCAGUUGCAGAGAAGGAAUGGGGAAGAAUAGGUAGUAGAAGGGGAAUAUCUUUGUUAGGUGACACUUUGUCUAUGGAAGCUACCGACAGAGGUCAGAGUGGGAGUGGCAUGGACAAUUGACGUGGCAGCUGAAUGUCACUACUGUAGCAUAGAUGCUGCACAAAGAGAUUGCUUGACCUGUUUUCAGGUUCUCCAGUGUAGAAGAGGCAAUAUCAUGAACACUGAAUGGAGUAGAAUGGAUUGGAAAAUAUGGAAACAGAUCACUGCUUCACCUAAAUAGACUGAGUCCUCAGAAGUUGGGAAUGGAAGAGAUGAAAGGACAGGUAUUGAGUAUCCUGAGGAGAGGGCUGAGAGUGGGUAUCGGAAAUAGAUAAGAUGCCAUGAUAGAGGGGUCAGGAAGAAAUUACAGAGGAUUCUAUCGGCUCUCAGACACAUCCACUUAAUGCUGGCUGGACCACUACCCCACUAUCAAACAUAAGGCUAUUGUCUUCCGCCAUAUUUUUUAGGGAGAUCUUCCAUCCAUAGUUCACAACCCUGGAGUGCCCCUGCUCUGCACAGUUAACUUCUAGCUUUCGUUCAAGACUAUCCAGACUCACCCUUUGUUUCAGCCUCUUGUCCCACUGAAAUUAUUUCUUUCUACCCUGAUUCCAUUGUUUCUCCCUGGUCCAUAUUAAACGUAGGAUUCCCUUUUAUACUUUAGAGGUUUCCAAUUUAUUUGUCCUGACUCUUUCAUUUUCACCAUUCAUAUAAACCAGUUAUCCCAUUCACAUCAGGUGGGUCUGAGAGCUGAGGGCCCUCUGCUGGAGGCAGGCUCAGCUAGCAACUCCUAGUUAUUUGACUUUACUUCCCACCUCCCUGUUCCUAUAAGGACCCUACUGCCUCCUCCCAGUUCCUUUUGUCUUAGUCACAUUUGCUAUGACGCUGGGACUUCCUGCACAGGUGUUCCUAAAAUUCUUCCUUCUUCCUGAAUGGUGGCUUAAUAUCACUCUUGGUGGACUGAGGGCUUGACUGCAUUGCAGCUAUUUCUGAUCAUUGUUUCCUGAAGAGAGCAAGAACGAAGUUCCAAGGAUCCUCAUCUUUUACCCCCUCAACCUCUGCGUUCAGUGAGUCAACCUUAGCAGUGUUUGCCAGCUCCACAAAAUUCCACUACCAGGCACAUAUCCCACCCCACUUCUCUUUCAGCAUUAAAAAGGAAUUGCCCCCUUUUCAAUUCCCUGGCCUGCUUUUCCAUUGUCUCCUACCACUCCCCUUCUUAUGGUGCUUUCCCAUAAAGCUGUGGGAUUUGCAACAGGUGUCUUUUCACAUCUUCCCUCUAUCUGGGGACACAAAGUCUUCCCAAGAGAAGCAACAUUCACCUCUUCUACUGUAAAGUCUUUAGUAUUCACAAUACGAUCCCCUCUGCAUUGGAGAGGUCAGUUGCUGUGAGGAUGGUCACAUUGUGGAGCACCUACAAUUAGUCCACAGGAGCAACUAUGAGUUCUGGUUGCCUGCCACUUUAACUCACCAUUCCACUUCCACUUUCAGCUAUUUUCUAAGACCUCCUGCAUUAUUACAACACAGUCUAAUGCAAACUUGAGGGACAAUAUCUCAUCUUUUUACUGACACAUUAUGGAAUGCCUCAACUUUAAGGCAAUUUGCUGUUUCUUUUUAUCUUAUCAGAACUGGCAAUUUAUAAAUUUGGCUAAGGUUUUCCCUCUUGUAUAGCAAAUCUAUUGGGCAUGUCCCAUAGCCUAUUCAAUCUGCCUCUUUAAGUCAUUUGAUACCAAGGUAUUAGAGGUAUUUCAUUUAUUCUAUCCACCCCCUCCAUCUACUCCUCAGGCUCUUAGAAUGGAAUUUUAACUCUGUUUCUACUUCCACAGAUGCUUCCUGACCUUCUGCAUGGUUACUACUUUUGGUACUAUGUAAUUUAUGAUAUUUAGCUUAUCUGCUAUUUUUGACAAUCAGUUUUACUAUUCUGGGAUUCCUGAAACUGGUCAUUGAAACUCAGACAAGUAUGACAUGCAAUUCAUAGGAAUCAUAAACAUUUCAGGAUCAUAUACUGAAAUAAGUCAACUUUAUUAACUGAGAAAAUGUUUUGUUUGGAAUUUUUUUGAGAGGUGAAUUUGUGCUGGGAUCUUCAGUCUUAUGGAAAUACAUUAUAGGUACACCAUGCAACCCUCCAAGAGGACCACAACCUUGUGGUUUUGAGGCUUGUGUGCCUCAAUGACCCAGAGAGCUAUGUUGGUUGGAGUCAGGGCUUUAUGCUUUGGCUCUUGGUUGAAUCAUCAACAUUAUGUGUCGUGUCGUAUGACGUGGGCAAUCAUGGUCUAUGACCAUGACUGCUCUUAGCAAGUUUUUCUACAGAAGUGGGCAGUGUCCUUAUAAGACAGGUGACCCCAGCCAUCAUCAGUACUGUUCAGGAAGUGUCUACCUGUCAUCAGUAGUUGCAUAACCAGGAUUUGUGAUAAUCACCAACUGCUCAUAUGAUUAUCCACCACCUACUCCCAUGACUUCACAUGACCCUGAUCAGGGGCUAAGCAAGUGUUACAACUUGCCCAAGAGUGAUCUACAGGCUAGCAGAGGGAUUGAAUGAUUUACACCUCCUUUGGUAGAGACGUAUCUCCACCCCACCACCUAUGGAUGACCCUACUCUUGGCAGGGUCAUCCAUACUAAACAGGUCAAAGUGUAGAGGACAGACUAAGAGUGUUCCACAAAUCCUGCAGGUUUGGGGAUUCACCUCAUGGCUAACAACCCCGACUGAUAAAACAAAAUUGUUACUAACCAGCAAUGAAGAAUCCUUCUACAUCUGAAUGCGAUGAUAUUCCUGAUUCUCCACCUGGGACUUACAUGAUUGACAGUAGUGAAAACUGAGAGGAAGCUUCUGUCAUGAUGAAGGAGGACCUGAACAGUAUCAGAAAUGGAGGACCUUCAUUGUUGCCCUAAAUCCCUGCAGCAUAACAUCGUACAACACACCCCCUUUCAAACAUCCACCACUGUCUAUAAACUCGCAUAGCAAUUCAGCAUUGCUGCAUCUUAGGACCUGGGUCUCACCAUAGAACCCUUAAUUCUGGACUUUCUCCUGUUCUCCAUUCAGUGCCUGGAAAAAUAUACCCUAAUAAAGUUUUACAUAACAGACCCAUGUUUUCUUUGUCCCUUUGAAAUAUUGGAAAUAUCACCACAGUUUCUAUUGAAGUGAACAAAAUGGUGUCUGUGCAGGAGGAAACAGAUGUCAUGGAAUAGUUGAAUUAUUAGAAGUCAUAGAUUAGUCCAGUUAUCUAUUAUAAUCAAUCAUGGAUUAGGAAUGCUCAUGGACAGAGAUUAGACUGAGUUAUUUGGAUUGAAGAGUAUACGUUUGAAAGAAGCAUUGCAACUGGCAUUUAAAUGAUCAACUUCACCUAAAUACAUCACUCAUCUGCUGGGUUUGGGGGACUGACAAGAAGUCUAAAGCUUACUGUCAUGCCUAAUCAAAAUCACUGGCUGUGGGUCCAACAAAGUAAUGCAAAUGAAAAUUGAUGAUAUCAAUAUAUUACCUGAAAUGCCAAAUAUAAUUUGUGGCGUGAGUAAAGCAAAGGUAGACUGUGUCUGUCUCUGUGGAAAGAUGUAGUGAUGAUAAUACCCCUGAUGAUGCACCAAGGCCUAUCCUUCAGAGUUUAAAACUAUGUAUCUGAAGUUUAAGCUUAAAGGCAAGCUGAGUGGGUAGAUAGAUAGAAGGGCUUCUUGGAAGAGAUAAUUUAGAAAGUUGGUCCAAUAGCAGAAAAGAUUGAUUUUAAAGAUACCAAGAAAAUAUUAAUCAAUAUACAGCCAAGGACUGUGAUGAAAUUGCAUGGCAGGGAAUGAAAAUGUGAUAUUCCCAGAAGCAGAGCUGUGGUUUUAAGUUGGCAAUGUCAACAAAGCACGCACUUUUGUGAGAUAAAACAACUAUUGAGAUCAUUCUUCAGAAGCCAGAUGUUUUCG
Molecule: messenger RNA, 4741 nt
Organism: Hypanus sabinus (Atlantic stingray)
Lineage: Eukaryota; Metazoa; Chordata; Chondrichthyes; Myliobatiformes; Dasyatidae
Product: mucin-21
Exons: 3
Coding region: 1-927 (308 amino acids)
Source: RefSeq, a predicted model, not a curated record